This is a messenger RNA of Musa acuminata AAA Group (dessert banana), 820 nucleotides long. RefSeq names its product protein MIZU-KUSSEI 1-like. The coding region runs from base 75 to 743 and encodes 222 amino acids. NCBI's taxonomy places the organism in Eukaryota, Viridiplantae, Streptophyta, Magnoliopsida, Zingiberales, Musaceae. Gene Ontology annotation, biological process: hydrotropism. The record is from RefSeq and is a predicted model, not a curated record. The transcript has a single exon.
ACUUGCACCGAAUAGAACUCCCCUGGCUACCAUCCUCUUUAACUUGUAAACGUUGAGAGCGAGCUCUCCACCGGAUGCCAUCACUGACAGAGACACCAGGAGUGAUGUCACUGCUCCGGCACGCCACCGAAGGCCGCCGGUCCAAAACGGGCGGCGGAGGGGUCUUCAAAAUGUUCAAGCUGCUCCCCAUGUUGAGCUCUGGUUGCAAGAUGGUGGCGCUGUUGGGCAGGCCCAGCAAGACAUUGCUGGCCGACAAGGCGAUCGCGGUCACCUUCUUCGGGUACCGGCGGGGAAGGGUCAGCCUGGCCAUCCAGGAGGAUCCGAGGUCACCUCCCUUCUUCCUCAUCGAGCUGCCCAUGCUCACCAGCUCUCUCCACAAGGAGAUGGCCUCCGGCUUGGUCAAGAUCGCGCUGGAGAGCGAGACCCGGACCAUCAAGAAGAAGCUGGUGGAGGAGUACGUGUGGGCCGUGUACUGCAACGGCCGGAAGUCGGGGUACUCGAUAAGGCGGAAGCAGGUGUCCGACGAGGAGCGGCACGUAAUGCAGCUGCUGAGGGGGGUGUCGAUGGGCGCCGGCGUCCUGCCCUGCCUCUCCGAGAAGGACGCGGCCGACGGGGAGUUGACGUACAUGAGGGCGCGGUUCGAGAGGGUGGUCGGAUCCAAGGACUCGGAGUCGCUGUACAUGAUCAACCCUGAUGGAUCCGGCGGGGCUGAGCUGAGCAUCUUCCUCGUGAGGUUGAAGUGAAGAGAGAGCUCGUCUCGGCUUUGUGUGCUUCUGUAUAUAUUCCCUUCUCACUCCUAAUCUUCCAUCUUUUUGCUCGA